This is a messenger RNA of Corythoichthys intestinalis (scribbled pipefish), 2789 nucleotides long. It is a transcript of the gene tbx15, whose product is annotated as T-box transcription factor 15. Bases 169 to 2097 code for a protein of 642 amino acids. Gene Ontology annotation, cellular component: nucleus. Gene Ontology annotation, molecular function: DNA-binding transcription factor activity, RNA polymerase II-specific; RNA polymerase II cis-regulatory region sequence-specific DNA binding. The transcript has 8 exons. Gene Ontology annotation, biological process: cell fate specification; regulation of transcription by RNA polymerase II; positive regulation of DNA-templated transcription. Lineage: Eukaryota; Metazoa; Chordata; Actinopteri; Syngnathiformes; Syngnathidae. The record is from RefSeq and is a predicted model, not a curated record.
UCAAUCAGAGGCGACUCGCCCAGCAGAGAGACGACGAUGGCGGCCUGGGGAAGCUCCACACAGCGCUCCUUCGUCUUCUAAAGUUGUGGAUUACUUUUCGGGGGUCUAUUCUUUAUUUAACGUGUCGCCGCGGUGUGGACCGACCGGGUGCUUGUAUCCCUUCCCGACAUGAGUGAGAGGAGGCGUUCGGCCGCCGCUCUAAGCUCGCGAGCCCACGCUUUCUCUGUGGAAGCACUCAUAGGCUCCAGCAAGAAGAGGAAGCUCCGGGCCGCCGCCGCAGCAGCAGCCGCCGCGGCAGCAGCAGCGGCCGCCCCAGGCUGGGACCACCACAGGGACACCGACGACCUCCAUUUGGCCGCCGUAGUGGACCCCGACGACCCGACGCACUGCCUCGACAUGGACCCGGACUCUGAGGCGAGCCCCGGCUCGGACGGCUCCGACCUGGCCGAGAGGACAUCGUGCUCAUUCGGCUCAGCCGCUUGCGAGCUGCCGGCUGCGGCGGUUGCAGCGGCCGCAGCCGCUGCAGGAGGCCCGUGCGAGGCCUCUUCGCUGGCGGCGUCGGCGUCUGCCUGCUCAUCUAUGGAGGAGAUCCACGUCGAACUUCAGUGCGCCGACCUGUGGAAGAGAUUCCACGACAUCGGAACCGAAAUGAUCAUCACCAAGGCCGGCAGGAGGAUGUUUCCCGCCAUGCGAGUCAAGAUCGCCGGCCUGGACCCUCACCAGCAGUACUACAUCGCUAUGGACAUUGUACCCGUGGACAAUAAACGAUACCGGUACGUGUACCACAGCUCUAAGUGGAUGGUGGCGGGCAACGCUGACUCCCCAGUUCCCCCACGGGUCUACAUCCACCCGGAUUCGCUGGCGUCAGGCGACACGUGGAUGCGGCAGGUGGUCAGCUUUGACAAGCUGAAGCUCACCAAUAACGAAUUGGAUGACCAGGGACAUAUCAUUCUUCACUCAAUGCACAAGUACCAGCCCCGCGUUCAUGUCAUCCGCAAAGACUUCAGCAGCGAGCUGUCGCCCAACAAGCCUGUUCCAGGUGGCGAAGGUGUCAAGACUUUCAGCUUUCCCGAGACAGUCUUCACCACCGUCACCGCUUACCAGAACCAGCAGAUCACCAGAUUAAAGAUCGACCGAAACCCGUUUGCUAAAGGUUUUCGGGACUCCGGUAGAAACAGGACGGGCCUGGAGGCCAUCAUGGAGACAUACGCUUUCUGGAGGCCGCCGGUGAGGACGCUCACCUUUGAAGACUUCACCCACAUGCAGAAGCAGCAGGGCGGCAGCACAGGCACGUCUCCGACCACCUCCAGCACGGGGACGCCCUCCCCCUCUGGAGCUGCCCACCUUUUGUCCCCUUCCUGUUCGCCACCCGCCUUCCACCUGGCGCCCAACACCUUCAACGUGGGCUGCCGUGAGAGCCAACUUUGCAACCUUGGCUUGUCCGAGUACCCGGCGUGCGCCCGUGGUAACAUGGCGGCUCUGCAAGGAUACAGCGGCCUGGCCGACAGUUCCUACGGACGCCUCCAGGCGGCGGGCAGCGGCGUGGCCUCCGCGCAGAAUGCCGAACCCUUCCUGCCCCAGAGAACUUCCUCCCUGAUCGGCAUGCAAGGUGGCACCUCCGCGGGUGCCCCAGGAGCCACCGCUGGCAAAAUGGAGGCCUACGGAGGCCAGCUGGGUUCCUUCCCCGCUUCACAGCUGCAGUACGUGAUGCAGGCGGGUCCCGGCGGGUCCGGGGGCGCCUCAGCCGCCGCCCCCUCCGGGUCGUCCCCGUCCUCGGCUCACGUGUUUGGCGGGGGCCACCACCACGUGCAGCAGGGCUCCUACAACGCCUUCUCGCUGCACAACCCCUACAAUCUGUAUGGAUACAACUUCCCCGCCUCGCCUCGCUUGGCCACCACCCCUGAGAAGCCCCAGGGGGGACUGCUGUGCUCCUCCGCUCCAGCCGGCGCUUUCGCCGAGCGUCAAUACUUGUCCAACAGCAACAUGGACACCAUGCACAUGAUCGGCAACGGCGGCGGCGGCCAACAACAGGGCACCGCCGCCUGCGACGGACGCCAGUACGGGACCCCCUCCCAGAUGUCCAUGCACAUGGUGUAGAGACAAAAGGGAGGCGGCGCAGCGUUUCCCUGAAGCAAAUUCAAAACAUGUGAAUUUUUUUCCCCUGGCUGUUAACCUUUUAAAAAAGGAUCGUAGCUCGUGAAUACGCCCCCUCUUCUUAAAAAGGUUUUUGAGGGGGCGUCCUUACUACUAUUUAAUUUUAUUAUGGGGCGGCAGGGACAACAGUAGGUGGUGGUGACGGUGGUGGCAUCGUGGAUGGCUUAAGGUUUAAUGACUCAGGUGGUGUGGGCAGGGGGCGGCGUAAGUGUUGGCAAGGGUGGAGGUGUCUCAGAACAGGGCACCAUGCAAUGGGAUUUGCGACUAUCCAAUAUAUGUGCUGCUCUUUGUCACACUUUUCUUGCUGCAAACAGGGGGAGAAUCGAGACAUUUUGGACGGGAGGGGACAUGUUGUCGUCUCUUGACAGACGGAAAUCCGUCAUCACCAUUUUGGAGUGGUUUAUAUCUUUUGGUAUAUGAAUACAUGAAUAUAUAUAUAUAUAUAUAUAAUAUUAUAUAUAUAUGAUGGAGAAUGCAAUCAUUAAGCUUAACCGUGUGAGAAGUUAUCAGCAAUAGCAAAGCAGAGUUCCUCAAGUGUGUGUUUUGUGGUAUUUAAGUGAUGAGCAAUACCAUCAUUGCUAUACAAAUGUGUGGCAUAGCAGAAAAGACAUUUGGUUUUUGUGUAAAUGUAAAUA